Molecule: messenger RNA, 1413 nt
Organism: Cladocopium goreaui
Lineage: Eukaryota; Dinophyceae; Suessiales; Symbiodiniaceae
Source: the annotation of a GenBank genome assembly
AUGCCAUCCCUUCCACUCCAGGACCAGCCUCCAGCGAAGGGCAACAGAACCGAAAAGCCAGAAUCUCCUGAGAAGAACACCCAAAAGACCAAAAAGCCAAAGGCAAAGAAAACGACGAAGCAAACCAAGAAAAGUGAAACUGCAGAACUUUCCGCAGAAGAAAAGCGAAAGAUCGCAGUUGCUAAGGCCUUGGGGUCAGCAGGGGCUUGUGACACCAGUAGCACCACAAAGGCAAAGGGUAAGACUGAGAAGGAGGUGAAGAUCAAGAAGGGCGACAAGAACCAGACAAAUGCAGAAGAGCUAGCAAAGCCCACAAAGAAGAACCCCAAGGAGGAAGGAGAGAAAGCCGAUGAGAAGGGCGAGAAAAACAGGAGAGCAGCAAAGGAAAAGACCCAGGAGAACGAGAAGGAUGACCAGGUUGAUGAGAAGAACUCUACAAAGUUUGAUGCUGGAAAGACUAAGAAGAUCCGUGCGGAAAAGGAGAAGCCAGAGAAAGAUCAGCCGGAGAAGAAGACAGGCAGAAAGAAAGGAGAUUCCGACGAAGGCGAAGCUGAGGAGAAGAAAGUCAAGAAGGUCAGAAAGGAGGUCUAUGAGGAGAAGGGCAGCCACAAGAAAAAGGCAAAGACUUUGCAGACCGACGAGAAGGACAAGGAGAGCAAAGAUGAGAAGAGUGCAGGUGAAGAUGCGAUGAACCAGGAGGUCAACGAGAAUGGAUCGUACUCACAGGGGACAGAGAUCACAGAUCCUGGGUGUAGCCAGGACCCUGACAAACACCAGACGGAUGAAAAGAAGAAGACCAAAGACAAGAAGGAAAAGGACAAGCCAGAGAAAGAUCAGCCGCAGAAGGAGACAGACAGCAAAGGCAGCAAGAAAGGAGAUUCCGACGAAGGCGAAGCUGAGGAGAAGAAAGUAAAGAAGAUCAGAAAGGAGGUCUAUGAGGAGAAGGGCAGCCACAAGAAAAAGGCAAAGACUUUGCAGACCGAUGAGAAGGACAAGGAGAGCAAAGAUGAGAAGAGUGCAGAUGAGAUGGAUCAGGAAGAGGAGGACGCCGAAGAGCCCAGACGUCCAUCAACGAAGAUGCAGAAAUACCUGAAGAACAAGAAGAACCAGAGAAAGCAGGAGGAUGAUAAGAAGAAAGGUGAUGACAAAGGCGAUGAUUCGGAUGAUGAGGAUGAUGCAGGGAACAGAAAGAAGCCCAGACGACCCAGAGCAAAGCGAAACACACGCAAGGCAGAGACAGGGGCAGACAAGGCAAAGCCCGGAACCAGUGGCCGAGUUGGCUUGCGGGACGACUACUGGAACCACAUCACAAGCGCUAAGCAGCGUUUGAGUCAGGAGCACCCUGACUGGACCAAGACCGAAGUGCUGAAAGCGGCACGUGCUGAGUGUGGAAAGUCCAUCCUACAAGGGUGA